This is a messenger RNA of Acanthocheilonema viteae, 1164 nucleotides long. The record is from the annotation of a GenBank genome assembly. Lineage: Eukaryota; Metazoa; Nematoda; Chromadorea; Rhabditida; Onchocercidae.
AUGGUUGAGACAAAAAGGAGAGAUCGUCCAUAUUCCGGUGAAAAAAUGCAUACAGUAGUGGAUGAUUUCAUUCAAUAUUUAUGUUCUCUUGUCAUUGUACAAUGGAUUCUUGACAUAUAUAAUGGAAUCAAAUAUAGCAGUAAAAACCUGGAGAAAACACUUGAUAAAGUUGAAGAAGGAUUCAUAGUAGCUUAUGUUCAUUUACUGGAUCUUUACAAUCGAUAUCAGCAAACUAAUGUGAAUCGUAUGUUUAUAUCAUGUGAAUUGGAUCAAGGGAAGUAUUUAUUGGAAAGUGUGCUUACAUUUGGUCUGGGUAUUAUCGUGAUAAUGAUACAACUUAAUCUAACACUCUUAGUCGCUAUAAUUACUAUGCUCUUCAACGCUUUACUGAGUGGAAAAGAAGCAUUUGAGCAGGCUUCCAGAUCAACAUCGAAGGCACAAGCAACAGCUCGACAAGUGGUAACUGAUUUAUCUGAAAAAGUGAGGCAAAUUUCGCGAGUUUCAACGGAAAAAGUUGAGGAACAAGCGAAUCGUAUUUUGGAUGAGGCAAACAGGAUAGCCCAUUCAACAAUGGGUGUAUCACCGGAAAGCGAUGAUACUGAAAAAACACCUUGGAAUCGUUUCCAGAAUCUCAGUCAUCGUAUCAUAGAAAGUUCGAAGAACUGCGUUGGAGGACUUUAUUGGAUGCAAUUUGAUGCACAAAGCAUUGUAGAAUGCUUGAGUACUUCCAUUUCACUGGCUGAUAUUGUACGUAAAAAUAAAUCAUGGGUUGCUGGUAAGGUUGGAGAGUUGCGGACAUCACUAGAUGAACUGAAAGUAUCUUUGGAGAUGGAAGGACAACGUUUAAAGAAGGAUCCCGAGGAAAUAUUAAUGCACUAUUUGCAACGAACUUCAUCUAUUUUAGCUGAGCGACUCCGCAUGUUGGAAAAAACAACUGGAAAAUUUUCGAGUGAACAGGCUACAAAUAAACUUGUUACUCUAAUAUCUUAUAUUGAAAAAUUGAGUGAAAAGCUGGUAGAAGCUGACAAUGUACAUGAAUUGAAAGAUGAAGUCCUCAAGGAAGCACAUGACCGUCUAGUUGAUUUGCUGCAGUGGUUAACAGAUCACAUAGACUACAAUGAUAGUACGCAUACAGAAAAUAUGGAAUCGGUCAAUGAUGAAUAA